AUGGAAUCACUCCAAGACCUUCCUCAUAAUGACAUUUCUUGGCGCAUCUGGGUGGGAGCAUUUUCUACUAUCAUUCCUGCCACUGUGGUUGUGGCUCUGCGGUAUGUAGCCCGGUAUGUAUCGCGUGCUGGGCUCUGGUGGGAUGACUAUACUAUCGCCGUGUCUCUGAUGUUUAACUGGGCGAUGGUGUCUCUGCGAUGCGUCCAAGUCGCCAAGUUUGGUUUGGGCAAACAUGCCUACGACAUAGCUCCAGCGGUAUUCCAAAGCUUUGGAAAGAGUUUACUCGGUAGUCAAGUCAUCUACUUCACCAAUGCCGUCUUCACCAAAGCAUCUCUACUUCUCCUCUACUACCGAAUCUUCGGUGUUGUUCGUGGCUUUCGCUGGGCCCUUGCAAUCUCAUUUUUCCUGGUUAUUGCCUAUUUCAUCGCCGCCUCAACAGUUUCGAUUGCGGGAUGCUCUCCAGUCUCCAAAUUCUGGGACCCAAGCCUGCCUGGGUACUGCGUCAACGAAGUUGCCUUCUUCCGGUGGAAUGGCUUCGGCAACAUGGCGUUGGACAUCUUGGUUCUUUGUCUGCCAUAUCCCAUGGCCUGGAGGCUGCAAACCUCCCCGCGGCAAAAGCUUAUUCUCACCGGAAUCUUUCUGCUAGGAGCUUUUGUCUGCGUUGUUUCUAUUCUUCGGAUAACGAGCUUCAGCUUUAGUUCUCUCGAGGAUGCAACCUACGUCAGUGUUAGUCCAUCGACUUGGUCCUCUAUUGAGCAAUCAGUCGGAAUCAUCUGCGCGUGUCUGCCAACCCUCCGCCCGCUUGUCCGCGAGUUGAAUGGAAACUCGUGGAACUCUGCGAAGAGAAAUAGCGCUUCGCCCACUGCUUCCAACAGAUCUUGUUUCCCCUUCCGUGGGUCAUCCGGGGAUGAAGAGAAUAAUAUUGGGAUUGCGAAGCCAGUCUGCGCGCAGCAGGCGAUUGGGAGCAAAUCAGCUACCCCGGAAUCUGGAUUGCUCGGAUCUAGAGGUCGGGAGUCAUGGCAGCCUGAUCAGCGUCCCAAAAGUCCUACCUCUCCAGUCUUCCUUGGUGAUGAUGUGAAAAGACAGAUUCCCCGUCCUGAAACGUUUGCUUGA
Penicillium argentinense is the source of this 1113-nucleotide messenger RNA. RefSeq lists its product as uncharacterized. The record is from RefSeq and is a predicted model, not a curated record. NCBI's taxonomy places the organism in Eukaryota, Fungi, Ascomycota, Eurotiomycetes, Eurotiales, Aspergillaceae. The coding region runs from base 1 to 1113 and encodes 370 amino acids. The transcript has 4 exons.